AUGGCCGACUCUGCUUCGCCCAUUGGCAUUGCCAACCUCCCCAACCAACGCCACAAGAUUGUCGCCAAGCGCGGCGCCGCCUUCACAAUCAUGGUCAGCUCAUCGACACGCCUCCUGUCGCACCCCAGAAAUACUUACACAAGCUCANNGGUUGCUGGCGAGUCUGGUCUCGGCAAGACUACCUUCAUCAACACCCUUUUCUCCACCACCAUCAAGAACUACGCAGACCACCGCCGCCGUCACCAGAAGCAGAUUGACAAGACUGUUGAGAUUGAAAUCACAAAGGCCGAGCUCGAGGAGAAGUUCUUCAAGGACUCAUGGCAACCCAUCAUCGAGUUCCUCGACGACCAGCACGAGUCAUACAUGCUCCAGGAGCAGCAGCCCCGUCGUGGUGAGCGCAUCGACCUGCGCGUCCACGCCUGUCUUUACUUCAUCCGCCCCACCGGUCACGGCCUGAAGCCCCUCGACAUAGAAGUCAUGAAGCGUCUGUCUAGCCGCGUCAACCUCAUCCCCGUCAUCGCAAAAGCAGAUACUCUCAGCCCCAACGACCUCUUGAAGUUCAAGUCGAGAGUAUGUUUUCACCAUGUCCCUGCAUUUCCCCACAUUCUGACUCCCCACAGNAUCAGCAACAUCAUCCAAGCUCAGGGUAUCAAGAUCUACUCCCCUCCCCUCGAGGAAGACGACGAGUCCGCCAUGAGACACGCUCAAUCCCUCAUCACCUCCAUGCCUUUCGCCGUCAUUGGUUCCGAGAAGGACGUCACCACUCCCGACGGCCGCAGCGUCAAGGGCAGACAAUACGCUUGGGGUGUUGCCGAGGUGGAGAACGAGGAGCACUGCGACUUCAAGAAGUUGCGCGCCGUUUUGAUCCGCGCACACAUGCUCGACUUGAUCCACACCACAGAGGAGAACCACUACGAGGCUUAUCGCGCACAGCAAAUGGAGACCCGCAAGUUCGGCGAAGCCAGGCCACGCAAGCUUGAUAACCCCAAGUUUAAGGAGGAGGAAGAGGCUCUUCGCAAGCGUUUCACAGAGCAAGUCAAGGUUGAGGAACAGCGCUUCCGUGCCUGGGAGCAGAAGCUCAUUGCCGAGCGCGACCGUCUCAACAAGGACCUCGAGACCAGCCACGCGCUUAUCAAGCAACUGGAGACCGAGAUCGAGGGUAUGCAAGGCAGUGUUGCCCGCUCCGGACGUCGCUAA
Molecule: messenger RNA, 1197 nt
Organism: Aureobasidium uvarum
Lineage: Eukaryota; Fungi; Ascomycota; Dothideomycetes; Dothideales; Saccotheciaceae
Source: the annotation of a GenBank genome assembly